This is a messenger RNA of Carassius carassius (crucian carp), 1105 nucleotides long. Its product is annotated as peptidyl-prolyl cis-trans isomerase A-like. The coding region runs from base 159 to 728 and encodes 189 amino acids. Gene Ontology annotation, biological process: protein peptidyl-prolyl isomerization. NCBI's taxonomy places the organism in Eukaryota, Metazoa, Chordata, Actinopteri, Cypriniformes, Cyprinidae. The record is from RefSeq and is a predicted model, not a curated record. Gene Ontology annotation, molecular function: peptidyl-prolyl cis-trans isomerase activity. The transcript is spliced from 6 exons.
CACUUAUGGUGCUAUGAUGGCUCUUCUCUCGACCAUAGAAGAACAUGUCACGCGCUGUGUGAGCUGUGUGAGCUGUGUACGAUAGCGUACGCUAGUUAUAACCUUGAUCGCUGAUUUUCAUAUGUUUUCGUUGAUGAGUUUUCAACCCUACAGCAAGAAUGUUACAGAUGAAAAAUCGCUUGAAAUAUUGCUCUGUCGCAGUGGCUGCGAACAGACUGGUUUCAGGACCGCUGAAGAACCCGGUUGUCUUUCUGGAGAUUGCAGCUGACGGCGAGUUCAUCGGAAGAAUCAUUGUUGAGCUUUAUGCUGACGUCGUACCCAAAACAGCGGCAAAUUUCCGGGCCCUUUGUACCGGAGAGCAUGGCUUUGGAUAUAAAGGCUCAGCAUUCUACAGGAUCAUCCCUCAGUUCAUGUGUCAGGGUGGAGAUUUCACUCAUCAUAAUGGCACUGGUGGAAAAUCUAUUUAUGGAAAGAAAUUCAAUGAUGAGAAUUUCAAGCUGAAACACAAUGGGCCAGGUGUUCUGUCUAUGGCAAACUCUGGGCCAAACACAAAUGGAUCCCAGUUUUUCAUCUGCACUGCAAAAACAGAAUGGCUUGAUGGCAAACACGUUGUUUUUGGGCAGGUCAAAGAGGGAAUGCAGACGGUCUCAUUAAUGGAGUCCUGUGGCCUACAUGGUGGAGGAACUGUAAAGAAGAUCAUCAUCACUGACUGUGGAGAACUCCAGUAACAAAGAAUGUGUAUUCAUUUCAAUGUGAUCAAACGUUCUCACAACAAAAAUGCUUAUUCAUGUAAAGUAAAUUAUAUAGUUUUUUUUUUUACAUUUAUGUUACCUAAGUACCUAUUGCCAUUUUAAUGUGUCUGUCUGUGGAUCCAUUAAGGUGUUUUAUGCUUACUAGGUAAGCAAAUGAUUCAGUAUUUAUGGUGAUUACUUACCCCUACACAACAAAUCUUGCUUAUUGGUCAAAUGCCAUGGGCCAUAAGGAAAUUUAUACUGUUAAAAGACUUCUUUUUUUUUUUUUUUUUUUUUAAUUAGAAUAAAAGCUAAACAGAGAUUGUUUACUUUCUAAGAACCAUGCCAAAGAAACCCCAGGAGGUUUUUUUUUU